ACCGCAGCGCGGAAAGGAGAACCCCGGGAACGAGACCCCACCGUCCGGUCGCCCAGUCCUCUUCAGCCGUAGGCCCGCAUGGAGUGGACUGCGGAGUCCCAGACGCCUGACCUGCGAGAUGUGGAGGGCAAGGUGGGCAGGAAGACCCCUGAAGGGCUGCUCCGCGGGCUGCGGGGCGAAUGGGAGCCGGGAACCUCCGGCGCCCUGCUGCUCCCGGGGGCGCCUAGCACCGGCCACGUCCACGGCCUGGGGGACAAGAUCAUGGCGCUGAGGAUGGAGCUGGCUUACCUGCGAGCCAUCGAUGUGAAGAUCCUGCAGCAGCUGUUGACCUUGAAUGAGGGCCUCGAGGCUGUGCGCUGGCUGUUGGAAGAGAGGGGGACGCUGACCAGCCACUGCGGCAGCCUCACCAGCAGCCAAUGUAGCCUGACAGGCGGGAGCCCAGGCCACUCGAGGAGAGGCAGCUGGGACAGCCUGCCAGACGCCAGCUCCACUGACCGGCUGGACAGCCUCUCCAUUGGCAGCUUCCUAGACACGGUGGCCCCCAGCGAGCUGGAUGAACAGGGACCCCCUGGGGCUCCCCGUCCUGAGACGGACUGGGCAAAGGAUAUACCCAGUGUGGACAGGGCCAGGACUGAGGUGGACCUGACAGCCAGCAGGCUAGGGAGCUUGAGGGCUGUAUGGAAGCCCCCAGGGGAGGGGCUCCAAGGCGGACCUCCUGAACCACUGGAGGACGAAAGUGCCAAACUGGGCUCUGAGGCCCACUGGUACUGGCAGUGCCAGGAUGAUGUGACCUUCUUAUAGUAACUUU
Molecule: messenger RNA, 808 nt
Organism: Neomonachus schauinslandi (Hawaiian monk seal)
Lineage: Eukaryota; Metazoa; Chordata; Mammalia; Carnivora; Phocidae
Gene: LURAP1
Product: leucine rich adaptor protein 1
Exons: 2
Coding region: 79-801 (240 amino acids)
Biological process (GO): positive regulation of cytokine production; positive regulation of canonical NF-kappaB signal transduction
Source: RefSeq, a predicted model, not a curated record